Molecule: messenger RNA, 2545 nt
Organism: Impatiens glandulifera
Lineage: Eukaryota; Viridiplantae; Streptophyta; Magnoliopsida; Ericales; Balsaminaceae
Product: two pore calcium channel protein 1-like
Exons: 23
Coding region: 59-2293 (744 amino acids)
Biological process (GO): calcium ion transport; transmembrane transport
Cellular component (GO): plant-type vacuole; vacuolar membrane
Molecular function (GO): voltage-gated calcium channel activity; calcium ion binding
Source: RefSeq, a predicted model, not a curated record
GAGAUUCAACCGAUUCUCGAUUUGAUCCAAUAGUCGCGAUAGUUUACGCGCCACGAAGAUGGAUGAAGCUUUGCUGAGCGAGGAAGGCGGUGGUCAACCUGCAAGUUCCGAUCGGGGGAAAUUUCAUCCGCCGUUGUUCCAUCGAAGAGCCGAUGCCAUUGCUUACGGUUCACCUUAUCAGAAAGCGGCUGCGCUUGUUGAUCUGGCUGAAGAUGGUGUCGGGUUGCCUGAACAAAUUCUUGAUCAGCCAAGCUUUGAAGCUGCAGCAAAACACUACUUCAUGUUUAUUCGGUUUGACAUUCUUUGGACUCUUAAUUUCUUGGCUUUGGUAGUUCUGAAUUUCUUUGAGAAGCCACUGUGGUGCAUUAAAAACUCAUCCGGGAUUUCUUGCAAUAACAGAGAAUACUAUUUCCUUGGCCAGUUGCCGUAUUUGACUGCUGCGGAAUCACUAAUUUAUGAGGGUGUCACUGUUAUUGUUCUCUGUGUACACACGUUUUUUCCCAUCUCCUAUGAAGGAUUUCAUAUUUUCUGGACAAGACAUGUCAAUAAAUUAAAGGUUCUUUCCCUGCUAAUUUUGGUUGUUGAUCUAGUAGUCUAUGUGCUCUAUGUAUCUCCAGUGGCCAUCUAUUUUCUUCCAUUUAGGGUUGCUCCCUAUAUACGGGUCAUUCUUUUCAUUCUCAAUAUUAGGGAGUUGCGAGAGAGUAUUGUAAUACUGGCUGGAAUGCUUAGCACAUACUUGAAUGUUUUGGCUUUGUGGCUAUUAUUUCUGCUCUUUUCCAGUUGGGUAGCGUAUGUUAUGUUUGAAGAUACUGACCAAGGGAAGACAAUUUUUACAUCCUUCGCGGAAACAUUGUAUCAAAUGUUUAUCUUAUUCACCACAUCAAACAAUCCAGAUGUAUGGAUUCCUGCUUAUAAGGCUUCACGUUGGUAUUGCUUAUUUUUUGUUUUCUACGUGCUGUUGGGUGUCUACUUUGUCACAAACUUGAUUCUUGCUGUUGUAUAUGAUAGUUUCAAAGAUCAGCUUGCAAAACAAGUGAUAGAGAAAGACCGAAUGAGACAAAGGAUUCUAGGGAAAGCCUUCAAGUUAAUUGAUAAAUAUAACUAUGGAUUUAUUGAUAAGGAACAAUGCAUCCAUCUUUUCGAAGAACUGAAUAAUUACAGGACAUUGCCAAAAAUAUCAAGGGACGAUUUCGAGUUGAUAUUCCAUGAGCUAGAUGAUAGUCAGGACUUCAAGAUCAACAGAGAUGAAUUUGCUGAUCUUUGCCAUGCUAUUGCAUUGCGAUUUCAGAAGGAGGAUUGUCCAUCUUAUCUUGAAAACUAUCCAUAUGUAUACCAUUCAUGCUUGUCUGAGAAAUUGAAAGAAUUUGUUCGAAGCCCCAUGUUUGGGUAUAUAGUGGCUUUCGUCCUCAUCAUGAAUCUUGUUGCUGUUAUUAUUGAAACCACGCUUGAUAUUGAAAACAGUUCCGCACAGACCAUUUGGCAAAAGGCGGAGUUCGUCUUUGGGUGGUUAUAUGUCUUAGAAAUGGCAUUGAAAGUUUAUGUAUGUGGGUUUGGAAACUAUUGGAGAGAUGGGCAAAAUCGUUUUGAUUUCUUUAUCACAUGGAUCAUUGUUAUUGGAGAAACAGCAACUUUUGUGUCCCCUAAAAAUGUAACGUUUCUUUCUAAUGGAGAAUGGAUUCGUUAUCUUCUUCUUGCAAGAAUGUUAAGACUUAUUAGACUCUUGAUGCAUGUCCAACGCUACCGUGCAUUUGUAGCCACAUUCUUGACCCUAAUUCCAAGUUUGAUGCCUUUCCUUGGGACCAUAUUCUGUGUCUUGUGCAUCUAUUGCUCCGUUGGUUUACAGGUAUUUGGAGGGUUGGUGAAUGCUGGCAACACUGAGCUGAAGGAAACAGAUCUUUCUGAGGAUGAAUAUUUACUUUUCAAUUUUAAUGACUAUCCUAAUGGAAUGGUGACACUCUUCAAUUUACUCGUGAUGGGGAAUUGGCAAGUGUGGAUGCAGAGUUACAAGGAUCUGACAGGAACCUAUUGGACAUACACAUACUUUGUCAGUUUCUAUCUGAUUACAGUUUUACUGCUUCUAAAUCUGGUUGUAGCAUUUGUUCUGGAGGCAUUCUUUGCUGAAAUGGAAAUGGAGACAUCAGAUCAAUCUGAAGAAGCUUCAAAUGAAGUUGGUGUCAAAAACAGGCGUCGUAAUGUUGGAACAAAAUCGAGGAGUCAAAGAAUUGAUGCUCUUCUUCACCAUAUGUUGAGUGGAGAGCUUGAUCAGACACAAACACAAUUACUUAGUACUUAAAGUAAGCAUACUUUAAUUCCUUAAUUUAUAUGCAAAUGAUUCAUUUCUAUUUCUAUAUUUGUGUUUUUAUUUUUUAUUUUUGUCUGUAGCAAUCUAUUUUUGAAAGUGAGGCUAUUUAAUUUUAAUUUAUUACUCUUCUAAUUAAGGAGAGUACUCAUCAUUUGUAAUAUGCUAUAUAUAACUUUAUAGUAAAAACUCAAAUUAAUCUUUUUAUCCCUGUUUAAUUUAUUUAGAAGCAGGGUAAAAUUACAU